AUGUCCCCUGUGCGUCCUGGUAUAGAGCGCAUGGAGCAGCCACAGGUGGGCUCUCCUUCUGCACUGUUUGAAGAGACUGAGGUGAAGUCUCUGGUACGUUCUCCACGUGAUGCGCGCAUGGAUGUGCGCAUCGCUUGUUUAAAGUACGAGAGGGAGAAGGAGGAGCGUGAGUUUCAUCUAAAGUGUGAGAUUGCAUUAAAGCGUAUUGAAGCGGAGGCUGUUACUGCUCGCGAAGUGGCCUUUAAAAAGAUAGAGGCUGACGCUGCGCUUAGGAUGCGGCAAUUGGAGUUGCAAUCGGCGGGUCGCAGUCCAGUUUCCUCGUCACCUGUGUCGUGGUCCAAGGCUCAUAGUGCUAAUGUUAGUCCUGCGCACGUGGUUGGAGCUUUCCCUGUAGCUGCUCGUGACCAGUCUCCAAUUGAUGGGGUGGAGUCCAUCAUGUGGAGCGACAGUGCAGGUGGAAAAGUGUGUCCCAUGAGCGUUUUGACCCACGCUCAGUCUGAAAGAGGUGUUGGUGCGCCCUCGUGUGGACGGCCUGAUGACACCACGGUUUACAUUGAGAAGCCAGAGUUACUCACUUCUGUGUCCCCUCCACCCACAGAUAAGGCUGGUCAGAAGUUCAGUCUGGCUGGACUUGUACCACAACACCCUGGUUUCCCUGGCCCUGAUGUCCGACCCGGAUCAACGGCUGCUGCGGGGGCGCUGCUGACUGUAGACUACACCGUUCGUAUCAGCACUGGAGUGGAAAGGACCAUGUUGUGUCUGAGGCCUCUUGGCGUCACAGGGGACUUGCAUCAUCACUUGGGUGGUGGUGGUGGCACCCAUAUGCUCUCCCACUUUGUGAAUUAG
This is a messenger RNA of Knipowitschia caucasica, 846 nucleotides long. NCBI's taxonomy places the organism in Eukaryota, Metazoa, Chordata, Actinopteri, Gobiiformes, Gobiidae. The record is from the annotation of a GenBank genome assembly.